Molecule: messenger RNA, 3586 nt
Organism: Schistosoma spindalis
Lineage: Eukaryota; Metazoa; Platyhelminthes; Trematoda; Strigeidida; Schistosomatidae
Source: the annotation of a GenBank genome assembly
GCUCUAUAGGCGGUCUAAUCCCCAAUUGACGCUACCGUCUUCGGAGCUUUUUUUAUAGCAAGUUCACUGGUCAAAGAUGACUGACCUCGAUCUUUAUAGUGAAAUUGUGGCUGAAGAUGAUGAAAAAAGACUGGAAUAUCUGUGCAGUUUGGAUGUGGUAUCAAAGUUUUCAUGAAAUUUGCUCUAUUGAUUUCUAUAGAUUUUUCCUACUGUUGCUUUGACUCGUUAUAUCUAGUUUUCAAACAACAAGACGUCGCACGCAUCAGUUCCAGUAUCAAGUUUACUUUAGUAUCAGGGGCCAAUUUGUUUCGACCGCUCUCAUGGUCAACGUAAAAUUAGACAUUGUUCUACACGACAAAAACAGACUUGUUAUUGGGAAACAACUGCCUUGGUGACGUACCAGAAAUAUUUUAGGACAGUGUGUCGAAAAUCGUCUGAUAUCAUCAUAAUUUACAAAUAAGACGCAUUUUGUGUGGCAAGGAGCGUGUAGGCAGUUAUCAAGUUACAGUCUUUAGAUCAUACCUAAUUACUCUGGAAACUAUUCAGAAUUUGCCAUGGUUGUUGUUAUGGCUUUUGUUCUUUAGUUUUAUUGCUGCACGCUAAGAACUUAAAGCUGAUGUCAUCUUUCUUUCUUAAAGCCCGAACAUGUACGUUCUCUCCAAUGCCAAUCUUCAUUAUUGGAAGCUGAAGUUGAGGCACUGAAUGCACACGUCAGUCGUCUAGAGAAAGAACGCUUGGUUUUAAUUGCUAAAAAAGACCAAAUUACAGACAACUUCUUCCGCUUGGGACUUGCUUGUCGCAGAGAGAUAGAGAAGCUAAAGUCACAAAUCAAAUUACUUUGCACGAAAUAUAGGGUUCCGGAGCCAAAAGCAGUUAGCCAAAAGAAUUUGAAUUGUGAUACCCAAAUAAACCCCGAGAAGCAGAAUUACUACACGGACCUAGUAGCAUAUUUACAUUCUGAUCGUCCACCUAUCAAUAUAUACUCUGGUAACAAUGUGCCGAAUAAAAGUCUUAAUGUUGUUUCAAAGUGCGAUGCAGUUACACAGACUGAACAUGUUAAAAAAUAUAAUUCACAUUCAUCUGGGUCUUCUUUCGGUUCACAGUCAUCACGUUCAGUGUCUUCAAGCUCGUCAUCAUCAUCAUCUACAUCAUCUUCCAGUUCUACUAGUCAGGACCAACCUACGUCUCAAACUUGUUUAAUGAAUAGUGGACUCUCACAUAGCUUCCUAGACCCAUCUGUAGAUGGUAAAUCGUUACUAUCACAUUCACUGUCUGUAGUUGAUGUGGGUGGAAAGAACCUAGAGAAUUGUAGAUGCCGUGACUCAGUUAAACAUGGAGUGUAUGAGAAAUCCUGUGAACUCAAGCAAAAUGGUGCUUUAUCUGGUAGUUCACGUGUCAAUAAACGGCUUAAUCGCUCUAAUAAGAAAUCUGGAGAUAAAAGUAUGCCAGCUUAUAAUGCAGAUAAACAACUUCCUAUUGCUGACGAAUGUAGGCGCAAAUAUACUAAAACAAUUCAUGGGCAGUUCUUUUCUAAAUCUCAUUGCUUUCAUCAAAGGAAACAAAAAGAUGAUGAAGUUGCAAGUAAUCCAGGAAGAAAAACAGACACAUCAGAAAGCAGAAUUUUAUCAAUGCGAGGAGUUAGAAAAUUUUCAUCGCCAUUAAAUAAUAGUAUAAACAAACACUCUUCUGUUCGAAGUUCUACUUCAAAGGACUUUAGAAUGGUUCAACAUGUUUCUCCUUCCUUACCUAGACUCACUCAAAGUAAGACUAAUGAAUCUUGUACUGGUCCAGAUUCAUCUUGCAGAGGUCAUGUUCCGAAUCAUCUCCUGAAAGCCGUAGAAGGUGCCAUACGAUUAUCUCGAGAUCACCAUGCAGUUCGCAGACAACAUAAUGCAGCCAAUUCUAUCCACCGUGAUCGAUAUUCAAAACACUUACACCGUAAAUAUCAAACUCAUACCGAAAUAUCUCGUUUGGAAAGUGGUGAUUGCUCAAGCGAACCCGAAAAACGAACUAGGGAAGCUAGUUGUACACUGUACACAAGACGUCUACGUUGUAAAGGCGAUAGUACAAAUAUGAUCGUUGAGUCAACUUCUCGAGAACCGAAUGAUUCAGGUCACAAACCAGAUAAAGAAAGUGAUCAGUUAACUUCUAAUGAGAAUUCUACACCUAAUGCUUUAAUUCCGGAUUCAUCAAACACUGUUGGUGAUAUUCACCUUCUUAGAGAUUAUUCGACUCAGGAAAUCGUCCAUGACUCUAAUGAACAUGUAACAAACUCUAUCAACCCAUCUGAUCAAUCUUCAAAUCAGUUCUUGCCAAAAAACGCUUCAUUCUCCCCUAUAGAAAACAAAAUUGGCGAAUUAGUUAUUCCAGAAGUCUUGGGACUCACUCCACCUAUUUCUCAUGAUCAGGAUUGUGUUGAAGAUAAAACUGCUUCGCCUCUCACAAGAAAAAUACCGAUUCAACCAGAAGAUUCAUUUGCCCAUACUAGUAGCAAUAACAGCCGGUCACUCUGCAUCAGUUGCCAUUCUCAUUCAAGAUCGGACCAUUCUUUAACGGAGUCAGACCACUCUGAAACCUGUGGUGGGGGAAUAGAAAACCAAGAAGAGGGUGAAGUCGCCGAUGACGUAGACGAUGACGAUGACACUGAAGUGUUCAAUUCUUCACCUUAUGCAGCUCGUACACGCAAAAGAUGUUGGUCUCGUCCAUCACCUACCAGUUGUAAAACUCCAAAGAUUUCCUCAGAUUUACAUGUUAUUGAGUCCACAAACGUUUCGAUCUCUGAAAAUUCAAAAAAUAUCUCACCGUACCCAAAUAUUGAACAGCGGAGAUGGAGCAGAUGUUCACAACACUAUGAAAAAGAUGGUUCCAGGAACUCUAGUUCUGGUUUUAUGGAUUUGACAUUACGAGCCUCUCCCGGAUACGAAGACCAACACUCCUCCAAUCCAAAUACUUCAAGAUUUUCCCAUUCACCAGAAAGUCAUCGGAAUCAUGGGUCACAAUAUGCCUCAUCCAUUUCCAGAUCACCUUCAUUAAGAAAUUCUCGUAAUGAACACUAUCGUCAUCACCCUAAUCGGUCAUCGAACUCUGCUUCUAAAUAUCAUCCUUGUCAGCGUCAUUACAAAUCCCCAGAGAGGAGUGUCCGAGAUUUCACCUCUGGAAAGCACAAUAAAUCAUCUGUUUCAUCAAAUCAGCCGAAAAGACGUACUCACCAUUCUCCAGUACCACCAACUAAUCCUAAUUCAUCUUUCCGUCGAUUCGAACGUGAACGAAUAAAUCUUCACAACAGACGGUUUCGUGCUAUAUCUCCGGUGAUAAAUAGAAAUACGUAUAGAAGAAUCGGCAUUAAUUCUUUAAAAGUGUCUGGUCCACGCUUCAACCGUACUCAUCACCAAAGAAGAUUUUAAACAUAUAUGCAAAUUACUGUACAGCUUCAAAUCUCACAUCCUUUUUUAGAGAAAUCGAAGAACAAAUAUAUUAGCUAUUUUUCCUUUGGAAGUUAUUCUGUCUGUAUUUUCUUAUUUUUGUUAGCUUCUAAUUUUUGGUUGCCUACCAUGUUCUCAGUAAAAAUAAAAGUUUACACUAAGCG